Drosophila virilis is the source of this 1186-nucleotide messenger RNA. Its product is annotated as fibroleukin. The record is from RefSeq and is a predicted model, not a curated record. NCBI's taxonomy places the organism in Eukaryota, Metazoa, Arthropoda, Insecta, Diptera, Drosophilidae.
ACAACAAUAAAUUGAUCCACAAAAGCGGGACGUAAAUCGAAGCUCAGUUUAGCUGUGUACCUGAACAUGAGCGUAAUGCUGCAACUGGACGCGUUUGUCACAAUGCUGGCCUGCCUUACCACAACGCAUAACGAUCUGGGCAAUUAUUCCUUGCCCCUCGACAAUUCGACAUCCGGAAGCUUUCCCCUGUCAAAGCUAAGUAGUCUUACUACACGUAUUCAGGCACUAUCAACAGAUAUUGCCAGCGCCAAGGAGCAAUUAGGCAGCCUGCAGGAGCAGCUGGUAGAUCUGCGUCGAUGGACUGCCCCCAGAGUUGCCACAGCAGUUACGGCGGACAGGACACUUAGCACGCGCAUUGCUGAUUUGAAUCCACAAAUACUGAAGAAUGCUGCAGUUCCGGCUGGUGCGACCGUGGAAACGGGUACUGGUCUUGGGGUAUCGGCCAGCGAGCCGAGCACGCCACAUAAUUGCCUGAGACAGCAACACGGUGUAGUGCGUAUUCGUCCGCAGGCUAAUAUGGAUGCCUUUUUUGUGUUUUGCGAUCAAAAGAACCGAGGCGGCGGCUGGACUGUGAUCACAAAUCGUAUAGAUGGCUCUGAAGACUUUAACCGCAAGUGGGAGGACUAUAAAAUUGGGUUUGGGCCACUAACAAAUGAGUUUUUUAUUGGACUGGAGAAGCUGCAUCAAAUCACAAAUAGUGAAGAUAACGAACUAUUGGUACAACUGGAAAAUCGCAAGCAGGAGAAGCGUUAUGCCCUCUAUGAUCACUUUAGCAUUGGCAGCGAAUCGGAGCAAUACCGCCUGAAUGUACUAGGAAAUUACCAGGGCGAUGCCUCCGAUGCACUGCGUCAACACAACGGUAGAAAGUUCAGUACGUAUGACAGGGAAAACGAUGAGAAUGAGGUUAACUGCGCAGUUGCACAGUCGUCCGCCUUUUGGUAUAGCAACGCAUGUACUCUAAGCAAUCCAUUUGGCAUUUAUCAGCGCUUGCUAGAACGCGAUGUGGAUAGCUAUAAGGGCAUCUUAUGGCGCGGCUUUCUCGAUGGCCCUAAGGGUUCCCUGAAACUGAUGCGCUUGCUAGUACGUCCACGUACCAGCAGCAGUUAAACACAUUAUCUAUCUGCAUCAUAUGUUCACAUACAAUAUAUUGAUAAAUACAGAGAUUAUUCGCGUUUUAAAAGUACAA